This is a messenger RNA of Plodia interpunctella (Indianmeal moth), 2011 nucleotides long. RefSeq lists its product as uncharacterized. NCBI's taxonomy places the organism in Eukaryota, Metazoa, Arthropoda, Insecta, Lepidoptera, Pyralidae. The transcript is spliced from 6 exons. The record is from RefSeq and is a predicted model, not a curated record. Bases 92 to 1654 code for a protein of 520 amino acids.
AAAGAACAUUAUUAUUAGCACACCAGUCCAUUACAAGUUAUACAGAGUUAUGGCGAACAAGUGAUAAAAAAACAAAUGAGAAAAAGCAAAAAUGAAACAUUUAACAGUGUCACACGUGUUUCUAUUGCAUUUAUUUGUAAAAAUGUAUCCGAUUGUGCAGAGCUAUAAUUACAACCAAAUUAUUUUAUGCACGACUACGUUUAAACUUGACAGUAUUGAAAAAUCAUUUGUGGAUGUGGCCAAAGGUUUGGGUUAUAAAUAUGAAAUUAAAAGAAGCGCCUGUGAUUUGGAAGAAAUAUUAAUGUUCAGUAAAAAUUUCAGCAGCAUAGUCAUCAGUUUUAAUGUAUUUAAUUUUGGUAAUGUCAACGAUUCUGUAAUGAAUGAACUAGAAAACCUUAAAGACAUUAUGUUAGAGCGCUACAGUAAUUUAAAUGAUAGUAUAGACAUGUGUGAUGAGGAAAACCAUCAAAUUGAUGCAUACGGGAGAGGCUGCAAGGAUGCAGAAUUUAAUCUCAAAACAAAGGCCUUUAUAGGCUCUGUCGAGAAACACAUAGAUCUUUAUAAUGUUUUUAGAACUAUAACAGAUAAUAACGAUAACAAUUAUAGAAAAAAAAUUGUGGUUUGCACAGACUAUUGCCACUCUGUGGACAGAGACUAUGAACAAUUUAGCGUUUUUUGUCAAUCAUGUGAUAUAGAUUUAGAUUGCUAUGAGAAUACAAUAGCUUAUGUUGUACCGUCUCCUGAGAAGGCAGGGACGCCAUGUUUUGAAGACGUACCAGUUAUAUUUUAUGAUACUUUGUACAUCGAACCAAAGUCUGAAGAAUAUACAGAAUUUGACUACGAAAUAAGUACAUCGACUUUGCACUGGAAAGUAAUAUCAAAAAUUACGAUUGAUUACGUUAUACGUCAGCGCAGAUGGAAAAGGGCUGCAAUAAUAUCAGAUGAUUCUCCUUUAAGUACAAGAUUGACAAAUGAUCAAACAUUACAUUUUACAAAAUGGGAUAUAUUGUAUACUGUCCGUUACUGUUCUGAGAUUGGAGAAUUUGACGAGGCACUAUCAUUAUUUAAUGAAUUUAAUGUCGCUGUUAUAAUUGUAAAUGUUGCCAAGGAAAACUUAGCUAAGUUGAGAAGAAGCGCACAUACCUUAAGAAUGGCCUACAAAGAUGUCGUUUGGAUUUUCCCAAGACACCACAGAAAUUAUAUCAAGCACUUCAAGUACAGAUCUUUCGUAAACUUAACACAAAGUUACAUGGACGCUCUUAAACUGGUGAAGAAUGAGUACGAGAAAUCACUUGGAAACGAGAGAACAUUCAGAAAGGCACUCAAGAACUAUAUUCCCCCGGUCACCUGCCCACCAAGGAAGCAAUAUAUGGUUGAGAUUCCAUCAAACUUUGCAAAUCUAAGAACGCCAGACCAAAACUGCACAAUACGAGCCCAAAACUUCUACUUUCCUUGCAGUGACAUGCCGAUACUUUACAUUAUCUUGACCCCUUCAAUCUUUUUAUUAAUUGUUUUCAUCGUUCUGGCCUUCUUUAAUUCCAUCAAGAUGAAUACCUUGGAAUACAGGCCUUUACAUAAACCGGAGCCGAUAUGGCGAAGGAUAUUUCGAAGAGGAAAACCAAGGGCAGAGCGAUAUGUGAUGCAGCCUUUGUGACAAGAUUAUUAGAUUCAAUGAAUACACAUGUUCAGGCAACAUUCCCCCAUAUACUUAAACUACCUUUUGGCAGUGAUAAUCAGAAAUUAGAUAAGUACACAAAACAUGGUCAUCGUAAUGAAGAAACAACGGAGGAGAAAGCUAAAAAUCUCACAACAUGAAUACAUUUUAAUCAUCUGGAGAUUACGUAAAAUGAUCGUGAUCUCCUCUUUCAGCCAUACCUACUACAUUAUUCAUUAGCUUCAUCAUUUAGUUCUCAAUUUCUAUAAUUUUUGCUUGCUCGGUAAUACAAAAACAUACAUAUAUGUGAAUUAAAACACUAACCGUGUGAAUUAUCUUAAAAUAAAAUAUACCUAU